CUCAUUUUGAGCUAACCAAUACAUGAGUAUAGGUUAUUGUAAGGACAUAUCAUUAUAUUUAACUUUCAGGCUAUUGUUUUUAAAUUGUAUCUAGUUAUUACGAUAUACAUUUCGUUUUCUCAGAAAGAAUAGAGAAUUACCGAAAUGAUACACCUACAGACUUUCUGUUUUAUUAUUAAUUCAUAACUACCGUUUCUUUCGCUGUCGCAGUGUUUUCAAAAUAAACUUCCCACAAGGUAUUUACAUCCUAAUCGUAUCGUGUCGAGUUGCAGCUAAUUAUUAGUUAGGUCAAUGUUUUAAAAAGUUAAAACUGUGCUCGCUCAAGCUUCAUCAAGUAAUGUGCCCUAAGACACGUAUCAUAAAAAGGACGGACAUCUUCAACUCGAUCUCUGGUUAGGGGGCACAUUUCUGAUUUUCAUUUAUCGACGUUACAAACCAAUCAAUUACAAGUGAGGUAAAGUAAAAUAAUUUGUUUAAACACCGAAUGAACGGCAUCUCAAGGUAAGAGGCUUGCAGGUGCGCAGGUACACAGGUGCGCAGGUAACCAGGUACGCAAGUACACGGGUACACAGGUAAAGAGGUACGCAAGAACACAGGUACGCUAGUAAACAGGUACGUGGGUACACAGGUAGGCAGGUACACAGGUACGCGGGUAACCAGGUACACACGUAAAAAGGUACGCAGACACACAGGUACGCACACAGGUACGCAGGUACGCAGUGAAACAAGUGCUCAGGGCUUUUCAGCACAUUCGUGCUGCCAUUCCCUGGGAAGAGAUCAAUGCCUAUGGAUAUGAAAUGCCUAUUUGUGACGGCACCUUUAAACAUUUGUUUUUUUGUUUUACUAAUGAAGUUUUCAACAAAUUAAUUUAUAAUGGGUUAAAUAAAUAUUAUUAAAGAAAAUAAUUAUUUAGUAACAAAUUAAUAGUUUUAUAAUAUCUUGAAACACAUUAUUUAACAACAUUACUAUUUAGUAACAACUAAAACUAAAAAAAAAAUAAUAAAAUUCAUAGCAUUUCUCUGUGUAGAUUUGCGCCAUAUUAAAUUCAGGUAUGCCAAAAAAAGAACCUUUGUAUCUUGAAUUUAACAACAUUUUUCACGGAGGGAGUCAAUGAGUCCCAUCAAUGCCCCCUUCCCCCCAUUUUGGCUGUGCGCCUUUUGGAGCCCAUUAUUCCCCCCCCCCCUCUUUAACCGUUUUAGUGCAUGUGUCAGGGGCAGCGUUAUUUCACGUUUUGUGAAUUCCAGGUAUCACAGUGCCAAAAAGCACAAACUUUUAUUUUUGUGUAAAAAAAAGAACCUUUGGUUCUUGAAAUUAACAAACUUUUUCACGGAGGGAGUCAAUGAGUCCCAUCAAUGCCCCCUUCCCCCCAUUUUGGCUGUGCGCCUUUUGGAGCCCAUUAUUCCCCCCCCCCUCUUUAACCGUUUUAGUGCAUGUGUCAGGGGCAGCGUUAUUUCACGUUUUGUGAAUUCCAGGUAUCACAGUGCCAAAAAGCACAAACUUUUAUUUUUGUGUAGUAUUUUUUAUUGGGGGGGGGGGCGGCAAAUUCAAAGUCUGCCUGGGGUGGGACAGUGUCUCGCUACGCCACUUUCCCAACUCCAUCAUUUACUUCGAUUAGGAUAUAUAGUUUUAAAAAAUAAUGUUCCCCAUCUCCCCCCCCCCGUUUCCUCCGCUCUUCUCUUUCUCCCUCUCCCAUAUAUCCCACCUCUCCCUCCUCCCUCUCGUUCUGCGAUUCUCUCUCCUCUGAAAACAAUUCCACCUAACAAGAUAAUGAAUCUCUCUACAGCAUGGAGGAAAAGCCUGUAUUCGACAGGGAUGUUAUUUACCAUCUCCGUGACAUCAAUCAGGAGCUUGUGACGGAAUGGACGGAGUGCUUCAAGGCGUACCCCACCACUGUCAAGGUAAUGUGACGUUCUCAAGUAGCCUGUCAAUGCUUCAAGGCGUACCCCACCACUGUCAAGGUAACGUGACGUUCUCAAGUAGCCUGUCAAUCGGGCAGCUCAAAAUUCCAUUGGGGGCAGAUCUGGAGACAUAAAACUGUUACACCGAUCUUAACACACUGUAAAAUGGUGGAGUCAGUCGAGGGAGAGGGUUUUUCUAAAAAAAUUUAAAAAAAACAAACAAUUAUGUCAGUGGUUCUCAACUUUUCUAAUGUCGCGACUCUUUAAUACAGUUCCCAAUGUUGUGGCGACCCCCAACCAUAAAAUUAUUUUCGUUGCUACUUCAUAACUGUAGCCUUUAUGAGUUUUCAGAUGGUCUUAGGUGACCCCCGUGAAAGGGUCGUUCAACACCCAUAGGCCUUACAGAAUAAUUUUCCACGCAGCACGGUCCUGUGCUUUCCUUUCCAAUUGCUUCCAGGUGUAUCCCAUAUUUUGUGUGUCUGCCUCUAGCUCACGUCUCCAUGUAUUCUUAGGCCUUCCUCUCAUUCUUUUUCCCUGUGGGUUCCAUGUUAGGCAUUGUCUAGUGGUGCUAUCUGGGGGUUUUCGGAGCGUAUGCCCUAUCCACCUCCAUCUUUUCUUUAUAUCUUCAUCAAUGGUCACCUGGUAUGUCCUUUCUUGUAGAUCUUUGUUGGUGAUAUUAUUUGGCCAUUUGAUGUUCAGUAUUUUUCUAAGGCAUGUAUUUAUGAAUGUCUGCAUUUUCUGCGUAAUGCUCGCUGUUGUUUUCCAAGUUUCUGCUCCAUAAAAAUGCCAUGGGAAUCAGUGACCAAGUGCCUAUGGCAAACAGUUGCCAAGUGCCUAAGGUUAGGCACUGACCAGACAUCCGGGGAAAGAACCUUUUCAGUGCUUUUAAAAGAUGCACUCAGCACUGGGUGGGCACUGACGACAUGCCAAGGGAAAGCACCGCCAAGGCACAGAGGGCCGGUACUGAAUAGUCGCCUUAAUAAAGCAACGACGUCUAUCACCUUUUAAACAUCUUACUGGAAAAUGGGUAUCUAUACGGCGCCCACAGCUUUCUGAACAACAUGACACCCCCCUGCCAGAAUCUGAGACACUGGAAAGUCAUUUAUUAUUUUUAGAAAGCAACAAACAUUUUUAAAACGAAUUUUAAAGCAAAAAAAAAAAGAACCCCGAACACUUGAUUAGAGAUCUUUAUAUUACAAUACAUUUGUUUCCCCAGCCUUCUCACGGAGACAUAUGUGUAGGGGCGCCGGCUGCUGACGCCAUUGUAAGUGUUUUUUUUUUAAUUAAAAAGAUAUUUAAAUGUCAUUAACAUAUCAAAUGCAUUCAAUAAAAUAUCGAUCGCUCAACUCCAUUUCUAUCAAUCUUCUCUCUCAUUCUUUCAUAUGAGCAUUGUAUGUCUUCGGUCUCCAGUCCUCAUACAUUUAUUUACUCACACGCUCUCUCUUUUCCCCCAUCUCUCUCUUUAUCUUUCUCCUCUCUCUCUCUCUCUCUCUCUCUCUCUCUCUCUCUCUCUCUCUCUCUCUCUCUCUCUCUCUCUCUCUCUCUUUCCCUCUCUUUUUCUCUACACGCUCUCUCUCUUCCCCCCUCUCUCUCUCUAUCUCUCUCCUCUCUCUCUCUCUCUCUCUCUCUCUCUCUCUCUCUCUCUCUCUCUCUCUCUCUCUCUCUCUCUCUCUCUCUCUGUGUCCCUCUCUCUUUCUCUUUCUUUCUCUCUCUCCCACAAUCACUGAAAAUCUCUCCCACAUAUAGUUAAAUGUACACUACAACACCGAAUACAAUCCAAUACUUUAGCUGAUACCAUCUUGUGAUCUAACACAACUGAAACUCACCAACUACCAUUCAUUGAAAAUCCUUCUAUCAGAUUCACCAAAAUUUACCCUCAAAUUCAUUGAUAUUAACCUUUUAAAAUUCUCUGAAAUUGCCUUUCUCAGAUUCACUGAAAUUUCCUCUCUCAGAUUCCCUUGAAUUCCUUCUCUCAGAUUCCAUUGAAUUCCUUCUCACAGAUUCCCUUGAAUUCCUCCUCUCAGAUUCCCUUGAAAUCCUUCUCUCAGAUUCCCUUGAAAUCCUUCUCUCAGAUUCCCUUGAAAUCUUUCUCUCUGAUUAGUCAUUAAAGCCCACUCCCCAAAAUUCGCUGUGACGUAUUUACCAAAAUUCUAUAGAACUCUCUUUCCCUCUCUCCAAUAAUAAUUGGAAUCUCCCAACCCCAGGUCUGCCCUGGCAACAGCUUUGGCUUCAUGGGAAAAGGGGCUAUGGACUCGGCCAUAAUUAACUACUUUGGUCAAGACAUGUAAGUAGGUAGACACAAGGAAUGAAACAAUGUAAUUUAGCCACGGCCCUUUUCUCCUUUUUUUAAAAAAAGAAGAGCAACACUAUUAUUAGUGUCAGGCACAGGUCGGGGAGAUGAAACAUCUUUACAGUUACAAAUUUACUUUCCUGAGCUUCAAAGAGUCCUUUGACCUGUCAAAGCAAGUCGUCCUCGCCGUAUCACUUUCAAUGGGCAAAAUCGAUUGGCCAAGAAGACUGGACUGUUUCAUAUUAGAUCGCCAAUAGCUCAUUGUUUUUCAAAAAUGAACGCGCAAAUUUGAAAUUUUCCAUUUGGUGUCACCACGGUUGCCAACCGUGCGCAUAUGUUCAAACAGUCUGUAACUAAAUGACCUAAAUUGACUCGUCCGUCACCAUCCGUAACUAUCCGUUACCGUCCGUAACCGUCAAUAACCGUCCAAAACCGUCCAUAACCGGUUGUAAGAACUCUAGGAUGUCAGUAAAAAAAAAAAGAGACAUUUUUUACAUCUUGCUUUAAACUUUUAUACUCAUAAUGAACGGAAAACUGGUAAGAAUAUCAUUCAGUAAGCCAAAAGUUUUCGAAACGUACUCCGCGGAACACUGAGUACUCCGCGGAACACUCAGUACUUCGCGGAACACUGAGUACUCCGCGGAAUACUAAAACAUUUGAUUGGAUAGGAAAUCAUUUUUUUUUCUUCUGACGUCUCCAUUUUUACCCUGAAUGAACAACAAGUACAGAUUUACUUCUACAGAUCGUGGAUACACCAUGAAGCACAUUAAACAAUUCUGGAUCUCUGUUAAAGAUGAAUACCUGGGUCAAGGAAAAAAAAACACGAAACAAAAAAAAAAAAAAUAAAAAAAAAAAAAAAUAUACACAUUAUUAUUUUCUAGUAAAUAUUGAAACAAAGGAACGAGAGAGUCUGGUAGACUUAGAAGAGGAGAUGCGAGUGCUGUUAUCAUUAAUUUGUCCCAAGAUUGCUGAAAUCUGCCAAGGUCACCAAGCUCAUGUCUCACAUUCAAAUUGAGAUUUUAUUAGAGCGUUGUAAUUUUAAGUAAAUUUAAAUAAAUAAUUUUGCAUCAUUAAAUAUAGGAAUUUUGAUCUUUUAUAAAAGUAACACUUUGAAGUAGGGGUGGCCAACACUAAUCUCUGAAUGUUUGUUUUUUCGCGCAGGACUUCCAAUACAACAUAAUCUUUAAGCAGGUGUGGCCAACAUGUUUAAAAUCAAAGGUGCAAUAUUUUUUAAUAAAAAUAACAUAAUACUGUAUUAUAAGUGUUUCACACACAAACAAAUGAAUAAUAGUAAUAAUAAAUAAAAAAAGCCGAGUUUAGUGUUCCCCGACCUCAAAAAGAUUGAGAACCACUUCAAUAAGCUAACGCCUACAAAUGGGAUUAGGUCUCAUAAAUGGUCAAAUCACAUAAAGUCAUAGUCAUGGAAACAUACGCGUAAGAUAUUAAAAAUUUGACAGUAUUGUGCGUAGAGCCAUAACAAAUUUAGUGGUAAUGAUAUGUCAUUUUAUUGCGUCUUAGUUUCGACAGUAUGACUUUAAAAAUGUUUCCUUACACAAGUUUUCUUGACAGCAAAAACUUUGCAGUUUUAGAAUAUUUGUCCGUAGAUUUUAUUUAACAAGUUGGCAACAUUGCGUGUCACCCCCUGUGAGGGCGUCACCCGGCGCGGCUUUUACCCUUCGCACCGCCCUAGUCACGCCACUUUUAGAUCUUCAGAGAAAUUCCAUCCCCAUUCUGCCAGAUAAGAGUGAGUUGACUGUGCAUUGCACUGAUGACUGAUGACUGAUGACUGACGACGGUUUGUUCGUAAGCUAGUGUAGUACACUCAUUUAUUAAAACGUAUUGCAAGCUUUUUCUUUAUCCUAAUUCGGGUUUUAAUUUCAGACAAGACAAUCUCCAAGAAGUGAUCAGAGAUGAAUAUGAAGGGGAACUUCUAGUGGUUAGUAUCUGAUUGCUGUCUUAUAAUCGUGGAUAUGUUAGUGCAGUCUUAUAAUCGUGGAUAUGUUAGUGCAGUCUUAUAAUCGUGGAUAUGUUAGUGUAGUCUUAUAAUCGUGGAUAUGUUAGUGCAGUCUUAUAAUCGUGGAUAUGUUAGUGCAGUCUUAUAAUCGUGGAUAUGUUAGUGCAGUCUUAUAAUCGUGGAUAUGUUAGUGCAGUCUCAUAAUCGUGGAUAUGUUAGUGUAGUCUUAUAAUCGUGGAUAUGUUAGUGGUCUUAUAAUCGUGGAUAUGUUAGUGUAGUAUUAUAAUCGUGGAUAUGUUAGUGUAGUCUUAUAAUCGUGGAUAUGUUAGUGCAGUCUUAUAAUCGUGGAUAUGUUAGUGCAGUCUUAUAAUCGUGGAUAUGUUAGUGCAGUCUUAUAAUCGUGGAUAUGUUAGUGUAGUCUUAUAGUGGUAAAUAUGUUAACGUAGUCUAAUAGUGGUGAAUAUUAGGGCUCUUAACCUGUGGUGCCCGUACCUCUUGAGUUCCAUCAAAAGUGCCCUUUGGUCUGCGUGCCGCACUUCCUUCGUAAUUUUAUUUUAUGCAUUUAAAAACUGUUUUAUUAAGAAGCUGUCCUUGAAAUUGUCCUGCCUGACAAAUGGGACCAUGGAACAAAAGGUGAAGAACUCCUGGACCAAAUGAAGAUAAGCGCUUCACGCACCCCCCUUCCCCAAGAUGUCAACAACAAUCAUUAGAAAAUAUGAUACUCAUUUAUAUUUUUGCGAUAGUAUAAUAUAGUAACGAUCAAAAUAAAAAAUAAAAAUACAAUAGUUAAUAUUAACACACUGAAUUAACACAUAAUAUUAACAAUGAUAAAAUCUAACAAAAACAAGAAAUAAAAACGUUGAGAAAUGACCAGAUAAUCAUGCUAUGUCCACAGGGGCAGGCCGUCAUUCUAGGAGGACUGGAUCGGACAGAGAGGAACAUGGCCCAUAACUGGUCUAACAUGAAUCAGGGGGAUCCCAUCACAUAUUUAAUAACGGCUCCGACCGUUCGGGUGCCUCAAAAUGUGUCCACUACCCCCAACGCUUACCUGGCUUUUCGAGCUGUCAUUCUUGCAGGUAAAAAAUAAAACAAUCAUCUCUGGGGUAUCAGUUUGGGGGAAACGUGUUUUUUUGUGGGGGUUUUUUUUGGGGGGCGGGGUGGGGGUGUAGCUGAGAAGACACUCUGAUAUGUUAUGUAUUAAAUGACACACAAAUGAAAAUAUAUAAGAUAUCUAAAAAAAGAAAGGGGUGGGGUACCAGUACAAUUUCAUAAUAAAUUAUUAUCAUUGACCUAUUGUCUAGGACAGUUGAGACAGGAGGAGCAUCCUCUUCUCAUUCAUCUACUAUGAUUUUCACUGGCACUAAAUUAACACAUUGACUCACGCAAAAAACUUAGUUUAAAUGAAAGACUGACUAGCAGCUCACGGGUUGGUUUAUUUGAUCCCAUAGUCAGGAAACACAACCUUGAUCACAAGACGAGCCCAAUACGACAAGUGCUGGUGCCAGGUCUGGUCUCUGGUGGAGGGCGCAUGCCAGUCAAACGAUGUGCCAUGCAAGUAAGGGAACUGUCUGUCAGUGUGUUCACUCAACUGGGGACAGCUGUCAGUGUGUUCUACAUCUGGGGGCAGCUGUUAGCGUGUUCUACAUUUGGGACAGCUGUUAGUGUGUUCACACAUAUGGGGGGCAUGUGUUAGUGUGUUCUACAUCUGGGACAGCUGUUAGUGUGUUUACACAUAUGGGGGGCAUGUGUUAGUGUUUUCUACAUCUGGGGGCAUCUGUUAGUGUUUUCUACAUCUGGGGGCAUCUGUUAGUGUUUUCUAUAUAUGAGACAACUGUUAGUGUGCUCACACAUCCGGGUCCAGCUCUUCGUCGUGUGUUCUACAUAUGGGGGCAGCUGUUAUUGUGUUCACACAUCCGGGUCCAGCUGUUUGUGUGUUCUACAUAUGGGGGCAGCUGUUAUUGUGUUCACACAUCCGGGGGGGGCAGCUGUUAACGGGCCCUCCUUUUAGGGGCAGCUGUUAACGGGCCCUCCUUUUAGGGGCAGCUGUUAACGGGCUCUUCAUAUGGGGGCAACUGUUAAUGGGCUCUCCAUAUGGGGGCAACUGUUAACGGGCUCUUCAUAUGGGGCCAGCUGUUACCGGCUCUCCUUUUUUUGACAGCUGUUAACGGGCUCUUCAUAUGGGGCCAUCUGUUAGUGUGUUCUACAUCUGGCAUCAACAAGCUCUUUGAAUGAAUAAAUGUGUUUCUUUUCAUUUUUAAACAUAUAUUUUUUUAACUAUGAAAAGAAGUGAAAAGAUAAUUUCAUUGAAAUAUUUGUUUUGAUUUUGUUUAUAAUUAUAUUACACCACAUGUCAUGUGCACUUUCUAUCUCCCUCUGAUAGCGGCUUUCUAAAUAUUUUCUUAUCAGAUAUGUUAUAUUAUAUCAUGACUGCAUGAGUUAAGAUUUUUUUGUUUAUUUUCCUUACUGCCUGUACCAAGUUUAUUUUAAAGCUCGAUCAUUAGGUUACUGAAAAGUAACAGCUACAAACUGUACCGGUUUAAGCGACAUGCUUAGGUUAUCUCAGUUACUGAAACAGUCCUAAGAUAAAUAGGCUCAAGUAACAGCCGUAACACAUCUCUGUUUAAUUUCAAGCGUUGACCUAUGCAUUCCUACGGUGCGGGACAUAUGAUUUGAAUCUGUUUUCAGAUGUUGGAAGCCUAUGAGACACAUGUCCAGACAAAAUACCCGUCUCGAUUAAACCCUACCAGCCUGAGCGAGAUGAGUGCUGAUCAUGUCAAAAUGUGCUCUGUGAGUAGUGGGUGAACGAGAUGAGUGCUGAUCAUGUCAAAAUGUGCUCUGUGAGUAGUGGGUGAACGAGAUGAGUGCUGAUCAUGUCAAAAUGUGCUCUGUGAGUAGUGGUCGAAAUAGAUUACAGUCAAAUAGUACUUUUGUAAAUAUGCCACAAAUAUUGCUACAUCAAUUAAACAUGACAAUAAAAUAUAAUUUUUAAAGAUUAAUAAAUAAAUAUCUAUAUAUUAUAUAAGAAUGAGCUAGGCUGACCGUAACGCCAAAGAAACGAAGAGAUUUAAAUACGUUCAGUAUCGGGUGUUAUUUUCUUGUAUUUAUAUAUAAAUGGAAUAGGGUUGUAACAAUAUAAAAAUAAGAAAUAAGAUAUAAAUUUGUAAAAAUUUUAAAAAUCGUAAAUUUGUAAAAUACGGAGAAUAUAAAGUGUUAGUGUAAAAUGUGAACAGUGAACAUACAAUAUAUGUUUUUGAACUAAAAAAUGUGUCUACUUACUUCAUGCUCAUUGCGUUUUGUCAUCUUUGACAGGCUGUUUGAUGAGCCAGACUGAUGACGACCAAGUUAAACUUGAUGAGAAAGAUAUUGUACUGUAUUUUAAAAGAUAAACACAUUUUUUUCAAUGUAUAAAUAAGUUUCUAUAAUUUUUUUUCAAGAACGCUCAUAAACUAUAUUUGCACUGAUUAUUUAUUUUUUAUUAAGUAAAUUUAAUCUAUUCUUUACAGCCAUUUACGAACUUUAAGGAAAUAAGAAAAAGGAGAUGCCUAGUUUCGGCUCUAACUGUGAUAUCUAUUUCAUAUUAAAUGUUCUGAUAGUUUGUUACAAUUAAUCGCCAGUGUCUUUGUAAUCUAUUAGGUUACCUUGGUUAUUUUUAACAAUUACAAUCUUUAAAAAAAAUAAUGAAAACCUGAUCAUCUUGUCAUUUGAAUAAAAAGUGUUAAGGCCACUAGUGCCGUUACUGGGGUAUCCAUAGUCUUCCAGGUGUUUAUCAUAACCUAGGCACACCAUAGCGCCCUCCAGGUGUCUAUCACAACCUAGGCACACCAUAGCGCCCUCCAGGUGGCUAUCAUAACCUAGGCACACCAGAGCGCCCUCCAGGUGUCUAUAAUAACCUAGGCACACCAUAGUGCCCUCCAGGUGUCUAUCAUAACCUAGGCACACCAUAGCGCCCUCCAGGUGUCUAUCAUAACCUAGGCACACCAUAGUGCCCUCCAGGUGUCUAUCACAACCUAGGCCCACCAUAGCGCCCUCCAGGUGGCUAUGAUAACCUAGGCACACCAUAGCGCAUACCAGGUGUAUAUCAUAAACAAGGUACACCAUAGCGCAUACCAUGUGUAUAUCAUAAACAAGGUACACCAUAGGCAUACCAGGUGUAUAUCAUAAACAAGGUACACCAUAGCGCAUACCAGGUGUAUAUCAUAAACAAGGUACACCAUAGCGCAUACAAGGUGUAUAUCAUAAACAAGCUACACCAUAGCCAUACCAGGUGUAUAUCAUAAACAAGGUACACCAUAGCGCAUACCAGGUGUAUAUCAUAAACAAGGUACACCAUAGGCAUACCAGGUGUAUAUCAUCAACAAGGUACACCAUAGGCAUACCAGGUGUAUAUCAUAAACAAGGUACACCAUAGGCAUACCAGGUGUAUAUCAUAAACAAGGAACACCAUAGCGCAUACCAGGUGUAUAUCAUAAACAAGGUACACCAUAGCGCAUACCAGGUGUAUAUCAUAAACAAGGUACACCAGAACGUUCACCUGCAGGUGCGCAUCUUGCAGGCCGAGCAGCACCCUGAAGGCAACUGUGACUUUACAUACAAGCUUCGCGAUGAAACAGCACAAGCUUCAAUGGGUCCUUAGAUGAACAACGUCUGCGAAUCACUGGUUGAAUCAACUUUGAAUAUGAUGAAAUGUAUCUAAAUAAAUAAUGUUAAAGUAUAAUCAUGG
Molecule: messenger RNA, 10862 nt
Organism: Lymnaea stagnalis (great pond snail)
Lineage: Eukaryota; Metazoa; Mollusca; Gastropoda; Lymnaeidae
Source: the annotation of a GenBank genome assembly